AUGACAGGGAUGGAUACGUCGGGAGACACGACGCUUAUGUCGGGUAUGAUGGUGCCGUACCUGCAUUUCACACCGGGAGAUAUCCUGCUGUUCGAGGGCUGGGUCCCCAAGAGUGCUGGUGCGAUGGUUGGAGCAUGUAUUGGCUUUUUCAUGUUGGCGUUGAUUGACCGCUGGCUUGCGGCGAUGAGGAGGGUCAUGGAAGGACACUGGGCAAGAAGGGCCCAGGUACUCUAUGCACGGAAGAACCGCGACUCCUCUUCCGAAGUCGAGGCGCUCAAGUCCGAGCCGGGUACCCUCAAGUCUGUCGUACUGCGCUCUGCACCGCCGUUUGUUCUUAGGAACGAUCUGGCAAGGGGUGCCAUGCAUGCGCUGCAGUCUGCUUUGUCUUUCACAUUCAUGUUGGCAGCCAUGACCUUCCAGGUGGGAUUCAUUCUCUCCAUCAUUAUCGGCAUGGGAGUAGGCGAGACAUUGUUUGGGAGGUUUGGUACCCAUGGGCUCGGAAGCGCCCAUUAA
This is a messenger RNA of Desarmillaria tabescens, 513 nucleotides long. Its product is annotated as CTR copper uptake transporter. Gene Ontology annotation, molecular function: copper ion transmembrane transporter activity. The record is from RefSeq and is a predicted model, not a curated record. Gene Ontology annotation, biological process: copper ion transmembrane transport. Lineage: Eukaryota; Fungi; Basidiomycota; Agaricomycetes; Agaricales; Physalacriaceae. Gene Ontology annotation, cellular component: plasma membrane. The coding region runs from base 1 to 513 and encodes 170 amino acids. The transcript is spliced from 3 exons.